UAUUAAAUAUCCACGGCGUCACCGCCUCACCGGGAAAGCAAACCAGAACUCCUUUAAAGAAGAAGAAUAAGAAGAAGAUUGAUACUUCGUCCAAGUUUUCAAGUGUGAAGCAGAUACGCAGCUUUGAUUCUACGUAUUAAAAUCUCGCAGAACUCUAAGCAAUCGCUAUGCCCUUCACUUGCUUCAGACCAACGCUUCCUUUAUGCUUCAAAAACUUAGGGAAACAUGUGGCGGUUGAUAAAUUACAAGAGAGGAGAAGAAGCAAGAAAACAUGCAACACCUUGUGUUUUUCCACUAAGUCUCUCUCUCUUACCGUUUCUUGUAAUUGACCUUGACCAAGUUCUUGACCUAUACUCCUCUACUCCCACCCUAUAUAUAUUUAAACCAAAUCGAGAAUGAUUCUGUCAAUUAUCAUUUGCAUAUGUAUCUAUAAUAGAAUUUUUUUUAAAAAAUCUUUCUCAUGAUUAGAACUAACUUCUUCCACACGUUAUAACACACUAAUCCUCCUAGGCUAGAGAGCUAAACAUAGUAAAUGACUAUCUUGUCAAAUCCUUUGUAUUCGAAGGUGGACAUCUCUUCUUCUUCAUCCAUCUCCUCCUCCCUCCUCUCUCUAAAAAACACCAAACUAUCUUACCUUUUACACUUUUAGCCUUAAAACGGUUUCGCUUGUAUACAAAAUCACAUCUGUUGGGGAUAUAGACAUCUCUCUCUCUCUCUCUCUCUGCAUCUGCAUCUGCUGGUUAUAUAAAGAAUCUGUUGUUACCUCUUCCUUUCCAUCUUUUCCUAAUUCUAUUACAGGAAUCACAGAGACAAUGCAGAAGGUUUGCUGGCCUUACUUUGACCCUGAUUUUGACAAUCUUGGUGAACGCAUUUACGGUCCACCAUGCAGGGUCUACAUCGACAACGACAGCAUCCAAGAUUGCACCGUUGUCAAGUUUUCCAUGUUAAAGACGAGCAUGGAAGUAAACUCACUGACAAAACCGUCAUCAACCACAUCAAACAUGCCAUUGGCACGAGUAGGCGAGAGUCAGACUCUGUAAAAGCCAAUGAAAAUGCAAACAACAAUCCUUUGGAACCUCCACUGAUUGAUCACGGCGAGCAUACGGCGAUAGAGAUGACUGGUACAGACAGACCAGGCCUCUUCUCAGAGAUAUUCGCUGCUUUCGCCGACUUACACUGCAACGUCUUAGAAGCUCACGCUUGGAGCCACAACGCUCGUUUGGCCUGCAUAGCCUACGUCUCUGACGACUCUACUCACGCUCCCAUCGACGACCCCAACCGCUUGGCUUCCAUCGAGGACCAUCUCAGCACCGUGAUCCGCGCCACGGCGGAUCCCGCCUCCAACUCUACGCACGUGGGGCACAAGGAGAACGAGAGGGAUGGGUUUCUUGCUGGACAAGGGAGAGGGUGUAUGAACUCCAACGUGGAGAGACGGCUGCAUCAGCUGAUGCUGUCUGUGAGAGACUUCGACGAACCGUUCUGUGGUGGUUCGCUGUCGCUGUUUUCUUCCUCCAAGUUGGAGUAUUGUGAGAGGAAGACGACGACGAGUGUUUCUAUUGGGAACUGCGAGGACAGAGGGUACUCGAUAGUGACGGUGAAGUCUAAAGAUCGGAGAAGACUUAUGUUUGAUACGAUAUGCACUUUGAUUGAUAUGCAGUACGUUAUCUUCCACGCUGCUCUCCGGUCUGAUGGAGCUGAUGCUUUUCAGGAGUACUUCAUAAGACACGUAGAUGGACGUGCACUGAACACUGAAGGAGAGAAAGAACGUGUGAUUAAAUGCUUGGAAGCUGCUAUAGAACGUCGUGUUUGCGAGGGGGUGAAGUUGGAGCUAUGCGCAGAGAACAGAGUAGGCUUACUGUCUGACAUAUCUCGUGUUCUUCGUGAGAACGGCUUGACUGUUGUUCGUGCAGACGUGGAGACACAGGGACAGAAGUCUCUCAACGCUUUUUACGUCAGGGACAUCUCCGGGAACAAGAUUGAUAUGGAGUUCGUUGAGUCGGUGAAGAAAGAGAUGAGACCUAUCCACCUCGAGGUCAAGAAUGAAGACAGUGCAGAAGACAGAAGUGUCGCGGCUCAUGAACAGCUAGCCUUGGUUGCACCGCAACAGCAACCGCAAGCUCACCGUUUCUCACUAGGUGAGAUCCUACGGUCUCAGAUAGAACGGCUCUCCCACAACUUCGUCCCGACCAAAUGAUUUUUAAUAGUUUUUAAGUAGUUUGGUAUAAAUGAUUAGAAAGUUUGCAAUAAACUCACCUUUGGUUUUACAAGUAAUAACACCAAAUGUAUGUUCUCCAUUAUAUAUCUAUAGACGUUAUGGUA
This is a messenger RNA of Raphanus sativus (radish), 2319 nucleotides long. Its product is annotated as ACT domain-containing protein ACR2. The transcript has 8 exons. The record is from RefSeq and is a predicted model, not a curated record. The coding region runs from base 884 to 2194 and encodes 436 amino acids. NCBI's taxonomy places the organism in Eukaryota, Viridiplantae, Streptophyta, Magnoliopsida, Brassicales, Brassicaceae.